Molecule: messenger RNA, 429 nt
Organism: Pyricularia pennisetigena
Lineage: Eukaryota; Fungi; Ascomycota; Sordariomycetes; Magnaporthales; Pyriculariaceae
Exons: 4
Coding region: 1-429 (142 amino acids)
Source: RefSeq, a predicted model, not a curated record
AUGUCUACACAGUCCAUCGCCAUCCCGUCGGGCCUGACCGACCGCCGAGAUAGGCCUUCCAAUCCGGCGGUUCGGGUCCCAUCUUCUUCGUCUUCGUCUUACUCAAGCUCUCCGAGGACACCACAGUCCGCACAAUCGACUCCUUCACCAUCGGCCCAGAAGCAGAAGAAGCUGAUACAUGAACGGCGGCCUAGCCUUCUCAGCUCGGCGAUUCUCAAAGAGGAGUGCACAGUUAUCAACAUCGGCGACCCCGAGGGGCCUCCGAGACUUAUCUCCUACACUGUCGCUAGCCAAGGCUAUAUAUGGAACCCAGAAAUUUUCCUCCCAUCGUACGUCGACCACGACUACAUUCCUCUGGACCAACGCCGCGAGCCUGUCCACGAGAUCACCGUGACCGACGAAGAGAUAAACGCCAUUUUCCCACAAUAG